AUGGCAGGACUACGAACACCGACGAUAGAAAUGCCGCUUAUGGACGACGUGCAGGCCAGACUCCUGGAUGUCCUGGACCGGGGCGGCUCCUUAUAUGAGCUGUCGCUGUUGCUUCCAGAGGUCAGCAAGGCACUCGCGGUCGCCGGCAUGCCGGCAAUUCCGCACGCGACAGUGGCCCAGCUCAGCAACGACCAUCUCAGACAGCACGAGUCGCUAGAAGUGCUGCAGGUCGCGCCACGGAAGCUUCUCGUGUCCAUGAUACGGGGCACCGUGGCAUACGACUGCGCCCAGGACCCUUCCGAGGAGUACGGUUCACAGACCGACGAACCAGGCGUGUACGUGAUAGCGGUGGGCAUCCACGGCCGUGGGGGAAAGUUCCUCAACUGGGACGAGCUCGGGUUCGUGGCUACCGUGAUCGACGAGUAUGCCGACGCGUUUGAGAUUCGCGAGAGGCGGGGCGUGCUUACCUUGGAUGAAGAGGAGAAGCUGCAGCAGGCGGACAGAAUCGAUGCGGCAUACGGCCUGGCACCGGGCAAAGCGGGGAUGCGAUUCAUUGAGAGCGCUUCCAUCGUUGGCAAGGCAAGAGAGUUGGCCAAUGGCAUCCGUCGCCGCAUCAUCCAGCCAUACCCGGGCCCGGCGGCCGGCGAGGUCCACCAGACGCAGAGUCCACAGUACAUCGGCUGUUCGACCAAGCUGUCCGGGAGACUGAAGGACUAUGACGUCGCGACGGGUCUGAAGCUGGUUAACAGGCCGUUGGCAUUAUUGGUACAUGUGCUCAAGUCCCUUGGCCACGAGCCGUUCCUCACGCGACGGGUUGUUGUCAAGGUCUACAGGGCCUCGCAGCUCCAGGUUGCCGAGCGUCUCUUCAUUGCGCUCGCGCGCUCAUACCUGUGGCAGGAUGGCCUCAACGUCGCAGAGGGAGGCAGCAGAGCCGGUAUCAAUGGACCGCGACUGGCAGACUCUAAGGACAGCGUCUGGGUCCGAUCGAGCAUCAUGCGCACGAAUCUCGACCUUUCGAUGGAAGACGUCGCCGAGAGGCAAGAGUAUCUGCACAACAUCGUCGCCAUCGAUGACCUGCAGGUUAGAAUCAAUUCCAAGAUUCGGCAGAUUAAUCAGAACCUGGCCAGUCUCGAUGAGGCGGUCGAGUUCCAGGAACGAAACAUCCGGCCGGCCAUGGAGGCCAAGGCCGAAGCCCUCCGGCAACAACUCGACAAAGCCGUGGCACAGCGCGUCCUGUGGAAAGAGCUCGAUGAGCUCGCCUCGCUCAUGAGCAAGUGCAUGAGCUCGCCCCGGAGUGAGGUGCCUCCAAUAAGCACGGUUGUCUGA
This is a messenger RNA of Colletotrichum destructivum, 1326 nucleotides long. RefSeq lists its product as uncharacterized. The transcript has a single exon. Lineage: Eukaryota; Fungi; Ascomycota; Sordariomycetes; Glomerellales; Glomerellaceae. The coding region runs from base 1 to 1326 and encodes 441 amino acids. The record is from RefSeq and is a predicted model, not a curated record.